Messenger RNA from Hibiscus syriacus, 709 nucleotides. Its product is annotated as protein G1-like6. The record is from RefSeq and is a predicted model, not a curated record. The transcript has a single exon. Bases 150 to 686 code for a protein of 178 amino acids. NCBI's taxonomy places the organism in Eukaryota, Viridiplantae, Streptophyta, Magnoliopsida, Malvales, Malvaceae. Gene Ontology annotation, cellular component: nucleus. Gene Ontology annotation, biological process: response to light stimulus; mRNA transcription.
CUCAUCAUAUCAAAUUUAUAAUUAUAUGCAGAGAACAAAGAACAAAAAGGUAAAGGAAUUCUCCUUAAUCCGAUUGCCGUUUCUGUAUAUUCGUCUCUUGUUGUAUCUUCACAAUCCUAGUUAGCCAGCAACCUCAAACGCUGCCGAAUAUGUCAGCCGCCGUAGCCGCUGCCGCCGCCGCCGCCAACGCCUCUAGAGUCUCGUCUAACCGUACUUCUCAUCGGGGAAGUAAUCAGGCAGUGAACCAUCGUCGACUACCCUUUUACCCACCGUCGCCACAACCCGCACUGCUCGUCCCGGUUGUUGGUCGCUACGAAUCUCUGAAGCGGCGCGACUGGAACACUUUCGAGCAAUACCUGAAGAACCAUCGUCCCGACCUGCGUCUCUCCCAGUGCAGCGGUGUACAUGUGCUCGAAUUCUUGGAAGAUCGGUUCGGGGUAACCAAAAUCCACAUCCAAAACUGCCCCCUAAACCGGCCUGGACCGCCACCGCCAUGCUCGUGCUCUUGCCCUCUGGCGGAAACAUGGAGCAGCUUGGAUGGUGUGGUAGGCCGGCUCCUUGUGGCUUUUGAAGAGAACGGCGGCCGACCGGAGUUGAACCCUUUCGGUGCUCCUGUUGUGCGGUUGUACCUAAGGGGAGUGAAGGAGGCUCAAGCUAGGGCUAGAGGAACAGGUCGUAGCUCAUGAACAAAUAACAACUCAUCAACUGG